Molecule: messenger RNA, 695 nt
Organism: Maniola jurtina (meadow brown)
Lineage: Eukaryota; Metazoa; Arthropoda; Insecta; Lepidoptera; Nymphalidae
Gene: igl
Product: sperm surface protein Sp17
Exons: 4
Coding region: 249-545 (98 amino acids)
Molecular function (GO): calmodulin binding
Source: RefSeq, a predicted model, not a curated record
UCGCGCGGUUCGUGGAGUUAACACGUCUUUUAGCCACCCAAAUAUUGCCACCCAAAUCGGUGGCAAAGUUACAAGUACUUUAAAAAGUUAAAGUGGAUUUAUUCAGGAAAUAUCUGAAGAUCGUCGAAGAGAGGUUCUUCCCGGAAGAGAAACAAAAAGAACCAUCAGAGGAGGGUAAAUCAGAAGAGGAAGCGGCGACGAAGAUCCAGGCGGCGUUUCGGGGUCACAAAACCAGACAGUCAAUAAGCAUGAAAGCGGCGACCAAGUCCAACCAGGAGCCAGAGCCGUCCAAGGCUGAGCUCGAGGCGGAGUUCCGAGCUGAUGAUAAAGAUCUAUGCAAUGCGGCGACCAAGAUUCAAGCGUCUUUCCGGGGACACCAGGCCCGCAAGGCGACCCAACCGGAAACUGUCGAGAAAACCCAGGAAGAACUGGAUAAGGAGGACAUUGAGAAGAUCGAUCUGGCAGACCCCGAUCUGAACAAGGCCGCUACCAAGAUCCAGGCUUCAUUCCGGGGUCACAAAGUGCGCAAAGACGUCCCCAACUAAGGUGGCCAUGCGUUUUUCUCUUAGCAGGAAUUUCUCUUUGUAUGUAUGAUCUUGAAUACGGAUACAAAACGCUGUGUACAAAUUUCUUUCAGAGCCUUGAGUGUAAUGUUUUGAGACUCACUAGUGCUUGUAAGAAUUGUCAAUAUUACA